Electrophorus electricus (electric eel) is the source of this 2776-nucleotide messenger RNA. RefSeq names its product NADPH oxidase organizer 1a (gene noxo1a). Gene Ontology annotation, cellular component: cytoplasm. Gene Ontology annotation, molecular function: phosphatidylinositol binding; protein binding; superoxide-generating NADPH oxidase activator activity. The record is from RefSeq and is a predicted model, not a curated record. Lineage: Eukaryota; Metazoa; Chordata; Actinopteri; Gymnotiformes; Gymnotidae. Gene Ontology annotation, biological process: superoxide anion generation.
AAGUGUUCGGUAAUUAGCACAACGAAGUGAUUUGCCUGCACAACAUGGAAGAGAAGAGAUAUCCCGUAAGCGUUCGCCUUUUAGGAGUGAUGCACAAGGAGACGAGCAAAUUGUACAUGACCUCUGUUCUUUGGUCAGAUCAAAGCGAAGUCAUCGUCUACAGAAAGCUUGAAGACUUCAAAACAUUGCAUAAACAACUAAAGAAAAAAUAUUUAUCAUCAAAUCCAUUCAAAAAUUCUGAAAGAAUUCUUCCCAAGUUCAAAGCUGAUAGGGGGAGGGCAAGCGGCCAGGCGAAGCUCUUGAACAGGUCCGUUCUGAGGCUGAAGUCGCUUGAGGCCUACUGCGCCGAGCUGCUGAGUAGCCAUGAGCGCAUCUCCAAAGGCGCGGAGCUCACUCAGUUUCUGCUUCCCAGGGCAGAUGAUUUAAAACCUGAAUUUGCACGGAACAGCGUUAUAAUCAUGCCGUCGGAAGACCCGCUGAACAGGACGGACCUGAGAAGGUCCGACAUGGGCGUCACCCAGCCGUUUGUAACCGAGACGUACCGCUGCAUUGCUCCCUACGAAACUAAGGACACGAAGAACCGUCCCUUCAAAGUAGACAUGGAUGAGCUUGUAGACGUGCUUAUCAAGGACAAAGGAGGAUGGUGGCUGGUGGAGAACGAAGCUAAGUGCAUUGCCUGGUUUCCCGCUCCUUACCUGGAGAAAGCUGACGUUGAUGGCGAAGACAAUGACCGGGCAGAUAGUGAAAGUGACCUCUACGUUGUCACCAGAAAUUACAAAUCCAUGAACCCAGAUGAGCUGUCUGUGCAGAUCGGCUCUGUGGUGGAGGUGCUUCAGAAGUCCAAUAAUGGGUGGUGGUUUAUCAGGUACAACCACAAGGUGGGCUACAUCCCUUCCAUGUACCUGCAGCCAUACAGCAAUCCACGGGUGCGUAUGAUCCCAGGCCAGCUGGAGAUACACGGCUCCUCCUUAUUCCUGGCUCAGCCGCAGAUCGCGGGGCACGAGCUGAACCUCUCGCAGACUAACCUGCAACUGCCCACUGCCGCCCUGCGUCCCGCCGACAAGGCCAAGUCCCGCUCGGUCGAAAUGCUGCACAUGGCCCGGCCUGGCCCGACGGCCCAGUGGGCGCUGCCUACCAUCGAGGUGCAGCUCUCAGACCAGGGCAGAUCCAGGAGCCUGACCGGCUCCAGCGAGAACAGCGAGACCAGCUUCAGCGACGACAGCAGCUCUGCAUGCAGCAACUCCUUCAACGGCGGAGUCCCAGACGUCCAUCGGAGUGUCACGCCGACGCCCGUGUCGAGCAAGUGUCUGAGCCCUGACAGCGACGCCGAGGGCAGACUGAUGGCAAGCACAUCAGACCCCGGCUUGUUCAAGUUCUCUAGGAUGCCCAAAGUGCCUCCAAGGCCCCAGGCACAAGAGAUCCUCCAGCGCUGCACCACCGUCACCCGCAAAAACGCUUCCAAGAACCAGCUGUCCCUGUAACACAGGGUCACACACUGCUGAUGAACGGCUGUCUAGAAACGGAAUUCUCCGGGAAAUGCCAGCAGGAUCCAUGCAGGACCCUGGCCAGAGAAGGAAACUGAUGCUGGGUUGUACUUGAAUGACAUAAGGUUGCAAAAUAGUGUUACAGGUUCAGAUUAGUAUAACGCAAAUAGACAUUACAGUCCAAGUUUCGAUUGUCACAUAUCACAAACUAUAUUUUGUUGAUACUAUGACGCCUUUUCUAUUUGCUUUGCGAUUAAUGUUUUUACUGAUCAGCAUGAACUAGUAGGGUAGAUAUUCUGCUAUUUACAGGGUAUUUAUAGGUGUUUACUAAAUUAUUUUUACCGUACAAAUCAUUACAGAUUGUCAGAUAGUAAAAAGACAUGCUCCCAGGGUACUGAAUGGAAUGCAGGCAUGACUGUAAAUAUUUUUGACACGUUUUCAGCUGUUCUUUUGCUUAAUGGCUUGUUGAAUUUCUUCAAACUGUAUUUCAUAUAAGCUUUGAUGCAUUUGCCACUUUCUCCAUGAUAACUGUUUCAUUCCCGCUGUGGUCAGUGGGUUGGAUAUUAAGAUGUUGAAGGAUGUAGAUCAGACCUACUGGCAUUGAUUAUUUUACUGUAGAUACUAUUUGCAUUGAAACACAUUUGACUCGAUGGAAAGGCGUGUUCUUUAUGUACAUGUUCAUUAUGAAAUAAUCAAGUAUCUCCAGUGUUAGAGACUAAUAUUUCUCUUUAUUUUUGAGAUGGAAUAACUUGUAAAUGCUGUAAUGCAUAAUUAGUUUGAUUUUCACGCUUGGUUUUUAUGUGAUUUUUUGCCUAAUUGAAGAACACUGAUCUCUUUUCCAUACUGGAAAUCCAGUGUUGUGCCUUAUAUGCAUCAUUGUAUACUGUAUUAGUGAACUCUUAUUCUCAGCAUUAAUAAACAUUAACUAACUAUGCUUUCUGUGUUGAAUGAUAUUAUACACUAGUUACACUGUGUCAGUCUCACAAAUGUUUUUAACUCCAUUAGUUAAAAAUCAUAUACAGAACAUCAACUUAUACAGAAUGCUUACAUUACACAGCAUGAUCCACAUAAGCCUGUGUAAAACCGAGUGUGUUAAAACACGCAGUGUGUGUGUUGUUACAUCAUCUACUGUUGCAGAUUAUUACACAAACUGGCAUUUGCAAAACUGCCUUUGUUUACAAACAUACUUUAAUACAAACACCCAUUUUUCUGACCAUUCUAGCCCACCUUUAGUUAAUAAUAGCUAAUAGCACAGGUUCUUUGAUAAAUGCUGUUCAUACAGCUACAGCUGU